This is a messenger RNA of Gaeumannomyces tritici R3-111a-1, 1461 nucleotides long. RefSeq lists its product as hypothetical. Lineage: Eukaryota; Fungi; Ascomycota; Sordariomycetes; Magnaporthales; Magnaporthaceae. The record is from RefSeq and is a predicted model, not a curated record. The coding region runs from base 1 to 1461 and encodes 486 amino acids. The transcript has a single exon.
AUGCCACCACGUCGAGCCAGAGAUGACGACGAGCCCGACGAGGACCCGGCGCGCAUCCUGUCGGACGCCAUCGCGGUUGCAAAAAGCGACUGGAGCAGGCACCUCGCCUCGACGCGCCACCCGACCAACGACGCCAACGACGUGUUCCGCCGCAUCAUUCAGGACAUGGAGGCUGCCCACGCGACUUCGAUAGACGCCGCGGUCCGGCGGUACCAGGAGGCUCGCAGCGGCGGGGGUCUGGUGCACCUGAACAGCCAGAUGGUGGACUACAUAUUGACGCGGCUCGACGACAAGCUCCGGGUGCUCUAUCGCGUCAGCGAGGACACCAUGAGCCACCGCCUCGAGACGCACCACCGGGGCCUGCGCGCGCACGUCAGCGGCAUCUGCAACCGCAUCAUCAGAGGCCAAAUGAUUGAGGGGGCGCCCUACUUUCCCGACGAGUUCGCCACGGGCACUCAUGUCGCUGGCGCCAUUGAGCCGCCUGCCGUUGAGCCGCCCGCAGAGGAGUCGUCAGUCGAGGAGCUUGAUAUCACCGAGCUGUUCAUUUCAGGGUCGACCGUAGAGCCGCCCAUCCCCGAAACGCCUAGCACAGAGGUACCUGCCAUCAAGGCAGCCCCUAAGAAGACGACCCCGAAAAAAACAACCCCCAAGAAGGCAACCACCAAAAAGGCAGCCACGGCCAAAACACUGUCCACUACUGCGGUGCCUAUCCCAGCGGUACCAUCCGCAGCCAACGCGCCCAUCCCAACGGCAACGGCAACGGCAACGGCAACGUCCGCGGCCAACGCACCCACACCCAUCAAGAAGAGGGCCAUCGUUCCGGUGGUACCACUUACCGUAGAGGCGCCUGCAGCACCGCCCGCAGCCAAGACGCCCACGACCAAGCCAGCAGCUAUUCCUGUGGCACCGCCUGCUGCUGCGGCGCCCAUCCCAACGGCGACGCCCACAGUCAAGGCGCCCAUCAAGAAGGCAGCCGUCGUCCCGGUAAUACCACUGCCCAUGGCCAAGCCGUCUGCGGCCCCAGCGACGCCGCUCACGGUCCCCGUCAAAAAGCCGGUAAUCACCCCGGUGGUACCGCCGGCGGUCAAGGCGCCGCCCGCCUCGCCAGCGGAGUCCAAAAACGGACGCGGCCGCCGGUACAUCCGCCGUGGCGGUAGCUGGGGCGGUGGUGGCCGGGGUGGGUCUGCGCGAAAGGAGUCCACGGGGGGUGUCGAGCCGCGGCCCCCGGGCCCGUCGCUUCCUGUUCGGCCUCCCCCGCCCAUUUUGCCCACGGCCUUUUCCGCCAGCGACCUAAGCUCGCUGGGAUCCAUGCGCCGGCGGGCCAGCACGACCGGCGGCCAGACGGGCCCGACCGACUGCCCCUCGCACCUCGGCCGUCGCCAGUCGCGCGACUACACCCCCAGCCCGCCGCGCAGGGACGACAAAAAGAGGCGUUUCGAUGGCGGCGGCGGCGGCAAUUAG